AUGAUAGCGCAGUAUCUCAUCAUACCAUGCCUGCUCGCAGGCGCAGUGUCCGCCUGCGGGCCAACUAUACGGAAACGUGCCACGGCAGCAGUGGCAUGGACAUACGUUGAGUCCUACGACUGGGGCGGGCUAGACGCCAGCUACGAGCUCUGCCAAACCGGGACAAUGCAAGCCCCCAUCCAGUUGCGUACAGACCAAGGCUCCUCCAACGCGCAGGCCAUCACCUUCAACUAUCCCGCCGAAGGCGUAGCAGGCCACUACUACAAUUGGGGCUACGGCGCAGCCUUCCAGCUGUCCUAUGACGCGGGGUGUACCGAAGGUGUCGCCUGCACCAACAUCACGGGGCUGCCGAGCUUCACCUUUGCUGAAACAGAUACCCUAAACGAAACUGUGUACCUCAUCUCGUGGCACGUUCACGCCCCCGCCGACCACACCGUGCAGGGCCACCGGCCCAAAGCCGAACUGCACUUCGUCCACGUUGAUGCUAAUGGCCGCGAGCGCGCUGUGUUGUCGAUGAUGGUUGAUCCGGAACUGAAGUCGUAUUCGGAUUUCUUCGGGCAGAUGCCGUUUCCGUCGUCGAGAGCUGCUGGCACCAACAGGACGGCGGGAAAUUUCCCGAAUUUCAAUCAAACGGAUGCGGAGAUCCAUACACGAAAUAUGUACCCAAUACCUGCGCUUGAGGAGGCACGACAAUUCAAUGAGUUCUGGACGUAUCGGGGAUCGCUUACUUCGCCACCUUGUACAGAGGGUGUUCGGUUCUUUGUUGCGAAGAAUGUGUUGUCUGUCAGUAAUGCACAGAUGCAGGAUAUUUUGAGAAUUAGUCGGUUUAGUUCGCGGAAAGAGCAAGAUAUCUGGAUGCAUUAUGUCAAUUUGUAA
Messenger RNA from Pseudomassariella vexata, 876 nucleotides. RefSeq names its product alpha carbonic anhydrase. Gene Ontology annotation, molecular function: carbonate dehydratase activity; zinc ion binding. The record is from RefSeq and is a predicted model, not a curated record. Bases 1 to 876 code for a protein of 291 amino acids. The transcript has 2 exons. Lineage: Eukaryota; Fungi; Ascomycota; Sordariomycetes; Amphisphaeriales; Pseudomassariaceae.